UGUCAACACUGUCACUCAAAUGAGCAAGCAAAAUUUUUGUUUUGAUUUUGAAAGCGCUUUAAGUUUUGUUAAAAAUGUGCGAAUUUGUAACAAAAGACGAUGUGGGCUUUAAUAAGCAAUUUGUGGCAGAUAUAUGUGGCAUUAAAACUGAAUUUGUGUAUCACAACUUUGCCAACAAGUGGAUGUUGUUCAUAACACAGCUGGGCAAGCUGCCGGCGCUCUACAAUGUGGCGUUCGAUGUAAAGCGCGAUGAACGCGUUAUACCCUAUCUGCAUGGACCCAUAGACAACCCAGAGCAACAUGUAUCCGUGCCCGUAACUAUGAACUGCUGCCUGGGCAGGGAUACAGAUGAAAUGCGCGGCGCCAUACAGUUUCUGGUAAACAAAACAGGACUCAGCAAAUGCCCCAAGGAGGUCAUGAUUGCGCUAGGACUCAAGCAGCUGGAGCGUGAUGAGCUACAAGCAGUGGCCAAAGUGCUGCAGGAAAUGAUAUUUUAGCUUGUAAACAUAGAACUAAACUAAUAUAAAACAAUGCACAACAAUGUUUA
Molecule: messenger RNA, 547 nt
Organism: Drosophila busckii
Lineage: Eukaryota; Metazoa; Arthropoda; Insecta; Diptera; Drosophilidae
Exons: 1
Coding region: 75-497 (140 amino acids)
Biological process (GO): proteasome assembly
Source: RefSeq, a predicted model, not a curated record